GAAGUACCUCGUUGUUUAAGCGUUAUUUGACCAUAAUAUAAGAAUAUUCUACGCAUCAACAGACAAUGUUUAAAAGUCAAAAUUGUUGACUUUAGAGUUGACCCGGACGGUUGGUGCGUGAAUUAGUGGUAAACUAGCUUUAAUUUGCUUACCAAAUACUAGGAGUAGCGAUUUAAAUGCCGGUCUUCGCUUUUAAAGCCGUUGGUCUUCCACAAUUGGAAACCCAUCUUCCUUUCAAGCAUGAGAGAGGAGCGCUGAGAGAUGGAAGCUAGCGUUUCGUCCAUGGAUGGAAGCAUUGGGAGCUCUUCGCCAAACGGCCGCUCCAACCAGGUUGGUCGAUCGAUCGCUGCUCGAGUGUGUUCUUACGUGAUCGUGAUCCUUCUUUGGCGAUGGAACGAAUCGCAAAACCCAUCCAGAGCGUCGAGGAGCUGAGGAGCACGAUCAUGGCGGCAAAGCUGGAGCUGGAGUCGACGCGGUCAGCGGCCAAGGCCCAGGCGGCGGUCCACAAAGCCAAGGUGGCGCAGCUGGAGGAGCUCUUGGUGAUCGCGCGCCGGGAGCGCGACGAAGCCAUCCAGAGAUUCAUGGAGCUCCAAAGCAAUGUGGUGGUGUGUAGCUCCAGCAUCUCGAGCUGCAGCCUCGCCGCCGCCGCUUCCUUCAUCGCUGACAGCCCCCUGGAUCACCACAGCAGCUUCAACGAUCACCACGAUCAGUCCGCCGAGUGGUUUGAUUUCCCCAGCUUCGAGAACAGCCGCGAGGAUCAAGCCACUUUGCUUGGAGGAGGAGGAGCUGCGCAAGUGGACGAUGAUCGUGGUGGCGAUGGUGGAUUCUCGCUGUAUAGCGUGGAGCCCUUGGUGGCAGCGUCUGCCGCGAUGGUGGACUCUAAUGCCGAGAAUCACCACCACUUCCAGCAACAAAGCCCAUUCGAUCCUCCUCCACCCCAUCUCCCUCCAAGCCUCUUCUCCCCGGCCACCACCACCAUUCUAAGCUCCUCGCUCCAAAACAAUGGCUCGGCGCUCGCUUCCAUCCUCACGCCCCUCCAGCAGCACAGCGACUAUGCCAGGGCAGGGAGAGACUUCGAUCCCUUGGCCAGGAAAUUCGAGGAUCCCACCGCCGUCGCCGUGGAAGAUCACGCGACCACCGAGAUGAAUCUCAACCUAAUGCUGCGAAAUCUCCCCGAGCGCGGCAAGCUGCUCCAGGCGGUGAUGAACGCCGGCCCACUGCUCCACACGCUCCUCCUGGCGGGGCCUCUUCCGCAAUGGCACCAUCCACCCCCGGGCCUCGAUUCCUUUCAAUUCCUGGCCGCGCCAUUCCCGGCCCUGAUCGAUCAGCAACAGCACUUGGGCAAGCAGCAGCAGCCACAUUCGUCCGUGAGCGAUGGCGCCGCGGUCACCAGCAAGUGAGAAGAUCCACAAACCCUAGAAACAGAGGAGGAACCCUAAAUUCGCGAAGAACCCUAAA
This is a messenger RNA of Selaginella moellendorffii, 1458 nucleotides long. RefSeq lists its product as uncharacterized. The coding region runs from base 390 to 1400 and encodes 336 amino acids. NCBI's taxonomy places the organism in Eukaryota, Viridiplantae, Streptophyta, Lycopodiopsida, Selaginellales, Selaginellaceae. The transcript has a single exon. The record is from RefSeq and is a predicted model, not a curated record.